AUGGAUGGUGACAUGGUGAUGCCACAACCUAGGCUCGAUCGACGUUUUAGCGUCUAUGAAUGGGUUAUCUUUGGAAAUAGACCGAGUGAUUAUGAUCCUAAUUUCAAAUGGUGUUCCUCUGAUGAUGAGAAUGGACCAGAAGAUUCGCCAGGUGCUACUCUAUACUCACCAAUUGAUUACAGUGGAUCCUUGUCAAUGGAGGAUAGAGAUAGACAAACAGGACAGUCAAGGCACUGUUUGGUGGCUAAUAAACAAAUGGUUGGGAUAUUUUUAAUAGUAUGGGCAAAAAGCGAUCUCAGAGAUGAUUUUCGCAACCGUAAAGUGUCUUCUGUGAACAGAGGAUUGAUGGGUUAUCUUAGAAACAAGGUACAUUUUCCUUCCCAUGAAUUUGAGAGCGAAAUUUUGAUGAACUAG
Messenger RNA from Dovyalis caffra, 414 nucleotides. NCBI's taxonomy places the organism in Eukaryota, Viridiplantae, Streptophyta, Magnoliopsida, Malpighiales, Salicaceae. The record is from the annotation of a GenBank genome assembly.